AUGGCACUGAGCACGUACUCCAACUUUGACACUACUCUUCAAAUUCCCCACUUAGAAACAAACACUUUCCAUGAAGCCAUACCAGAAGUAGCAGCACCAAACCUCCAACAUUUUCUUCCACACUCAGAUGAAAGCCUCUUCCUUUCAAACGCGCUUUUUGAGAACUACAUUGACCCAACUUGUGAUUUUCUCUAUACUCCCGAGAUCAAUCCCUUCACUUCACUCACUCAUCAUGAUGACAUUUUCCCAACUCAUGAAGAUUACAAUCUUCUCCCAUGCCCUAAACGCCAAAAGUGCUGCUACGAGAAAAACCAACAACAAGAACACGUGUUCUUUUCACUGCAAGAGCUUACUACAUCAACACUUCCAUCCAAUUUCCUAGACAGGUAUGCUGUGCCUUAUGAUAAUAACUUCUCCUUCCAAGCAGAGGAACUCCAACAACAACUCUACGAGGUUCCACAAUAUGGUAGUACUUGUGUGGAUCUUCAAUGUGAGAAGAAAGGUUGCGAGAGAAUCAUAUCUCCCCAGAGCGUAGCGGCAAGAGAAAGGAGAAGAAAGAUCACUGAGAAAACUCAACAGCUUGGGAACUUGAUUCCUGGUGGACCAAAGAUGAACACAGCAGAGAUGCUUCAUGCAGCUGCGAAGUAUGUUAAGUUCCUUCAAGCCCAAGUUGGAAUGCUUGAACUCAUGAACACAUCCGAGGAAUAUAAAGCUGAAUCUCAUCCUGAAAAUCUACAUGCUCUAGUUGUUUCUCCCUUUGUUCAAGAGAAGCUGUACACGGAGGAAAGGUGCUUUGUGCCAAAAGAAAUUGUCACCACUUUGGCAAAUCAUGAGGAUCUUCAAUCAAGACCUACCAUCCUUGAGGAUCUUAAACAGCUGAUUGGGACAGACAUUGAGAAGAAAGCAAAGAAAGAAUAA
Molecule: messenger RNA, 918 nt
Organism: Glycine soja
Lineage: Eukaryota; Viridiplantae; Streptophyta; Magnoliopsida; Fabales; Fabaceae
Product: transcription factor bHLH52-like
Exons: 2
Coding region: 1-918 (305 amino acids)
Biological process (GO): regulation of DNA-templated transcription
Molecular function (GO): protein dimerization activity; DNA-binding transcription factor activity
Source: RefSeq, a predicted model, not a curated record